Messenger RNA from Danio aesculapii, 7581 nucleotides. It is a transcript of the gene scn4ab, whose product is annotated as sodium channel, voltage-gated, type IV, alpha, b. Gene Ontology annotation, cellular component: plasma membrane; axon; voltage-gated sodium channel complex. Gene Ontology annotation, molecular function: protein binding; voltage-gated sodium channel activity. Bases 56 to 5563 code for a protein of 1835 amino acids. The record is from RefSeq and is a predicted model, not a curated record. The transcript has 25 exons. Lineage: Eukaryota; Metazoa; Chordata; Actinopteri; Cypriniformes; Danionidae. Gene Ontology annotation, biological process: sodium ion transmembrane transport; neuronal action potential; membrane depolarization during action potential.
UCAGUUUGUGGAAAGCUUUUACAGUAACUGUCUGGAGAAACCGAGGAGCGCAGCCAUGAAGCCAAAAAUGAACCUGAUGGAUGUUUGGAGAAAGAACCGUUCUGCUCACCCAAGCAGAGCUAAGAAAACCAAACAAAAACUAUCGCCUCAUCAACUGGCGCAGCUGAGAGACCCCGAAGUGGUGGCAGCCCUCGUCCAGCAGAAUGUCAAGAUGGCGCGUCUGCUCCCUCCCACAGGCACCGAUGUGUUUCGGCCCCUCACUCUGGAGUCGCUCGCUGAGAUUGAUCGGCGGAUGGCAGAGGAAGCCGCCGAGCAGGAGCGCAUGAAGGAGCAGAAUGUCAAGGUGGCCGAGGAGGAUCUGCCCAAACCCACCAGUGAUCUGGAAGCUGGAAAAGUCCUGCCGUUCAUCUAUGGAGACCCUCCACCAAAUCUCCUUAAUGUUCCUAUUGAAGAGUUGGAUCCGUACUACAAAGCACAAAAAACGUUCAUCGUGAUAGACAAAAAGAACACGAUAUACAGAUUCAACACUGAACCUGCCUGUUACUGUCUGAGUCCCUUCAACCCUGUUCGACGAGCCGCCAUAAGAAUACUCAUACAUUCAUUGUUUAGCUUAGUCAUCAUGCUAACCAUCCUGACAAACUGUGUGUUCAUGGCAAUGAGCGACCCUCCAGGCUGGAGCAAAAUACUAGAGUACGUUUUCACUGCCAUCUACACCUUUGAGGCACUGGUAAAGGUUCUGUCCAGAGGUUUCUGCAUUGGCGAUUUCACAUUCCUACGAGACCCGUGGAACUGGCUGGAUUUCAUGGUCAUCAGCAUGGCGUACCUCACAGAGUUUGUGGACUUGGGGAAUAUAUCCGCUUUGAGGACUUUCCGUGUUCUCCGUGCCCUGAAAACAAUCACUGUAAUUCCAGGUCUAAAAACCAUUGUUGGAGCCCUGAUUCAGUCGGUGAAGAAACUGGCGGAUGUGAUGAUCCUUACCGUCUUCUGUCUCAGUGUGUUUGCUCUCAUUGGCCUGCAACUGUUCAUGGGAAAUUUGCGGCAAAAGUGUGUCUUGUGGCCUCCGGUUGGCUGGAACACUGACAACCUGACCAUGCUCUCCAAUUACACAGACAUCAAUGGCAAUAGAACUGCCAACAGCACUUUUGACUACCAGAAAUAUAUUGAGAGUGAAGAAAAUUACUACUAUGUGCCAGGCCACGUGGAUCCUUUAGUUUGUGGGAACAGUUCUGACGCAGGGUUGUGUCCUGAGGGUUACAUAUGCCUGAAAGCUGGCCGAAAUCCUAAUUAUGGCUACACUAGUUAUGACAACUUUGGAUGGGCUUUCUUAGCUCUUUUCCGGCUCAUGACUCAAGAUUUCUGGGAGAACUUGUUCCAAUUGACUCUCCGUGCAGCAGGGAAGACGUACAUGAUCUUCUUUGUGGUCAUCAUCUUCUUGGGUUCGUUUUACCUCAUCAAUCUGAUUCUUGCUGUGGUGGCCAUGGCCUAUGCUGAACAAAAUGAAGCUACCGCUGCAGAAGCUAAAGAGAAGGAGGAAGAGUAUGCAAAAAUCAUGGAGCAGCUCAGGAAACAAGCUGAGCAGAAGAAUGGAAUGGUAAAUGGCAGCAAGACAUCCCUAUCCAGCAAAAAGAAAGGCGAUGAUGACCAAAUGCAAAGCGACUAUGAUGGAAUUGCAUUGAAACCUCUCUCAAAAUCGAAUGGAUCCAAAGGCAACAUGAAUUACUUGGAAGUUCCUGACUCGCAGAUAAGAAAACCAAGUGCGGUGAGCGCUGUGGAGAGUACUUUAGAUGCACUGGAGGAUGCUGAAAGGCCGUGUCCUCCCGGCUGGUACAAGUUUGCUAAUAUAUUCCUGAAAUGGGAUUGCUGUGUACCAUGGGUGAAGUUCAAAAGGAUCGUCUACUUAUUUGUAAUGGACCCUUUUGUUGAUCUGGGCAUCACCAUCUGCAUUGUACUCAACACUGUGUUCAUGGCUAUGGAGCACUAUCCUAUGUCUGUACAGUUUGAAGAAAUGUUGGCAAUAGGAAACCUGGUUUUCACGGGUAUCUUCGCAGCAGAGAUGGUGCUAAAACUCAUUGCGCUGGACCCGUAUUAUUACUUCCAGGUUGGCUGGAACAUUUUUGACAGUAUAAUUGUGACCAUGAGUCUGGUGGAGUUGGUGUUAGCUGAUGUUGAGGGCUUGUCUGUGCUGAGGUCCUUCCGUCUGAUGCGUGUGUUCAAGCUGGCAAAGUCCUGGCCAACCCUAAGCAUGCUGAUAAAGAUUAUCGGCAAUUCUGUGGGCGCCCUUGGGAAUCUGACCCUCGUCCUGGCCAUUAUCGUCUUCAUCUUUGCCGUGGUGGGGAUGCAGCUUUUCGGAAAAAGCUACACGGAUGCUGUGUGUAAGAUCUCGGAGAGUUGCGAGCUCCCUCGCUGGCACAUGGCAGAUUUCUUUCAUGCCUUCCUCAUCAUCUUUCGUGUUUUGUGCGGCGAGUGGAUCGAAACUAUGUGGGACUGCAUGGAGGUGGCUGGUCAAGGAAUGUGCAUCAUCGUCUUCAUGAUGGUCAUGGUUAUAGGAAACCUAGUGGUGUUGAAUCUGUUCCUGGCUUUGCUGCUCAGCUCCUUCAGUGGGGACAACCUGUCAGCAUCUGAUGAUGACGGGGAGAACAACCUGCAGAUUGCCAUUUCCAGAAUCACCAGAGGCAUCGACUGGAUAAAAGCCUUCACUAUGAGACACGUGAGACGAUGUCUGAAUCUGAAGCCAAAGGAAGAGGGUGCAAAAGUAAAUGGAGAGGGCGAAGCUAAAAUGAAUGCCAUCAUGAAUUCCAGUUCCUCCAUGAUCAAAGUGCCUAUAGCCAAUGGGGAAUCAGAUGAUGAUGAUGGAAACGGCUCUUCUGAGGAAGAAGACAAUGAGGGCGGUGAUGUAAAUACGAAAAAGAAAAAUGGAGAUGAAUCGUCCACCUGCAGUACAGUGGACAAACCUCCUGAGGUAGAGGAGGUGGUGGAAGAGGAAGAGGAGGAUCUCACUAGCCCUGAGGACUGCUACACUGAGAACUGCAUCAGGCGAUGUCCUUGCUUGGAUCUUGACGUUAGCCAAGGUAAAGGGAAAGCAUGGUGGAACUUCCGAAAAACCUGCUUCGCCAUUGUGGAGCACAGCUAUUUCGAGACCUUCAUCAUCUUCAUGAUUCUCCUUAGCAGCGGAGCUUUGGCUUUUGAGGACAUUUACAUUGAACAGCGGAGAAUGAUUAAAAUCAUCCUUGAAUAUGCAGACCAGGUCUUCACCUAUGUGUUUGUGGUUGAGAUGCUUCUGAAGUGGGUGGCCUAUGGUUUCAAGGUCUACUUCACAAACGCUUGGUGUUGGCUUGACUUUCUCAUCGUUGACGUAUCCUUGAUUAGUCUGACUGCGAACAUCUUGGGCUACUCUGAAUUGGGGGCCAUAAAGUCUCUGAGGACUUUGAGGGCACUGAGGCCUCUUCGAGCUCUUUCCAGGUUUGAAGGAAUGAGGGUGGUGGUGAACGCCCUGGUGGGUGCAAUUCCUUCCAUCUUUAACGUUCUCCUGGUGUGCCUGAUCUUUUGGCUCAUCUUCAGCAUCAUGGGAGUCAACCUUUUUGCUGGAAAGUUCUACUACUGCUUCAAUGAAACAUCUGAAGAGUACUUCGAUUACAAUGUGGUCAACAACAAGACUCAAUGCUUGGAGCUUGCAGAGGUUUAUCCCGAUGUGCGAUGGAAGAACGCAAUGAUCAAUUUUGAUAAUGUGGGCAUGGGCUACCUCUCCUUACUGCAAGUGGCAACAUUUAAAGGAUGGAUGGACAUCAUGUAUAGUGCCGUGGAUUCCCGUUCUAUUGAAAUGCAGCCAGCCUAUGAGACAAACCUCUACAUGUACCUUUACUUUGUCAUCUUCAUCAUUUUUGGCUCUUUCUUCACCCUCAAUCUGUUCAUCGGCGUAAUCAUUGACAAUUUCAACCAACAAAAGGCAAAGAUAAGAGGAACUGAUAUCUUCAUGACAGAAGAGCAGAAGAAAUACUACAAUGCCAUGAAGAAACUUGGAUCUAAAAAACCCCAAAAACCAAUUCCAAGGCCCACGAACUGCUGCCAAGGUUUGGUAUUCGACUUUGUCACGCAGCAGUUCUUCGAUAUUUUCAUUAUGGUGAUGAUCUGCCUGAACAUGGUGACCAUGAUGGUGGAAACUGAUGACCAAAGUCCUGAGAUGGAGGAGAUACUGUUCUUUAUCAACUUCGCCUUCAUCGUACUCUUCACCGGGGAGUGUGUUCUCAAGAUCACCGCACUGCGCUAUCACUACUUCUCCAUUGGGUGGAACAUUUUUGAUUUUGUGGUGGUCAUUCUUUCGAUAUUAGGUAUUGUGCUGGCAGACCUCAUCGAGAAGUACUUUGUGUCCCCUACCCUGUUUCGUGUUAUCCGAUUGGCCAGAAUCGGCCGCGUCCUGAGGCUUAUUCGGGGUGCGAAGGGAAUCAGAACCUUAUUGUUUGCGCUGAUGAUGUCACUUCCUGCCCUCUUCAACAUCGGCCUCCUUCUGUUCCUAAUCAUGUUCAUUUUCUCCAUAUUCGGCAUGUCCAACUUUGCGUACGUGAAAAAAGAAGCCGGCAUUGACGACAUGAUGAAUUUCGAGACCUUCGGGAACAGUAUCAUAUGCAUGUUCAUGAUCACUACAUCCGCCGGCUGGGAUGGACUGCUGUUGCCUAUUCUCAACUCCCCACCAGACUGCGAUCCGGAUGCGGAUAACCCAGGAUCGACUACCCGAGGAAACUGUGGGAACGCAGCGGUGGGCAUCGUGUUCUUCUGCAGCUACAUCGUCAUGUCCUUUCUUGUCGUGGUCAACAUGUACAUAGCCAUUAUCCUGGAAAACUUCAACGUAGCGACGGAAGAAAGCAGCGACCCCUUGUGCGAGGAUGACUUUGAGAUGUUUUAUGAAACUUGGGAGAAAUUCGACCCCACCGCCUCUCAGUUCAUUGAUUACAAUAGACUGUCAGAAUUCUGCGAUACCCUAAAAGACCCUUUGAGAAUUCCCAAACCGAACACCCUCAAGCUGAUUACAAUGGAUCUUCCCAUGGUUACGGGUGAUAAGAUCCACUGUCUUGACCUCCUGCUGGCACUCACAGCAGAAGUGCUGGGCGGUUCUGACCAGAUGGAUGGCAUGAAAGCAACUAUGGAGGAAAAGUUCAUGGCGAACAACCCUUCCAAGGCCUCCUACGAGCCCAUUACCAGCACUCUCAAACGAAAACAAGAAGAAGUGGCUGCUACUACCAUUCAAAGAGCCUAUCGCUCGCACAUCCUCAAACGCUGCGUCAAACAGGCCUCAUAUAUGUACAGAGACAAGACGGGCUCAAAGAAACCAGCAGGAGACGCUCCAGAGAAAGUGGGCAUGAUUGCUGAGAACAUGAGGAAUCUUUAUGGAGAUCAGGCCAUUGAGGACGACCAAUCUGUGGGUUUCUCAUUCUCUCAACAUGGGAAAACACAGUUUGGAGCUAAACGUCCUCCAGUGAAGGUUCAGAGCGAUGUGGUCUUGCAUUCUGCCCCUUUUCCUGUUCCCGAAUCCUCAGCCGCUGCAGACAACUUGAGGGAGUCCAUUGUGUAGUAGGUUCAAGAUGUUACGUAACUCAAUCUAGAGGAAGCCCAAUUAUCAUGAGAGUUCAUUGGCACAGAACAGUCAGUAAUGAACGAAAUUCACAGCGGUGAUCGUUUGAAUUUUAUUCUAAAAUAUUGGUACAAUCGAUGGCUCCUCUCAGUGUUGCUCUUGAGAAGACAAUCUGAUUGUUUGUGGAAUGGCAAUGCAAAUGAUUGGGCUCCUGGUGCAUCAAGAUGCACAGAACCUGACAUGACAAAAGAUUAAUUGGUAGUACAGUUUGUACAAUUGUUAGUUACUAUUAGUACACAGUAAUGAUUACUAAUCAUUCACAACUAACUAAGAGGUAUAACAUGAGGUAAAAGCGUAUGACUUGUCAUGACACCUGGCAUAGGCUUAGCCUAAAAUAAGCCCUGUUUUCAGAGUAUAUUUCAUGUUUUGUAGGAGCUUACUUUAUUGAAUUUAAUAUGACUUUAAAAAUUCAGUAUAGUGUUCAUAAUAAUAGUAUUGCUCAGAUUUUGCACUAACCUUUUUUUUAACACUGGCUAAAUCAGCUACUGAUGAAAAUGGAAUUAUUAGUCUUAAGAGUGCACUGUAAAACAUGUAAUAUUAUCUAUGUUUCUAUACAUACUUUACUAAAAGGCUUUCAGAUUCACUCUGAUAAUAUUUUAAAUUUCAUUUACAAAAAAUUCUAGUAGGCCCAAAGACAAAACCAUUGAAAUGAUAGAUUUUUAUCUAUUCUAAAAUAAAGGAAUAGUCAAGUUUAACCCAUAAUAUAAAAUAUGAAAUGUUAGCUUGCUUAAAAUGCUGUAAAUGUGGAUUCUGUCAUUUCUUAAUAGUCUAAUGAGCCAUUUAUGUGUAAAGAAGGGAGUGUACUUGUCAGUUAUUAAUUGCAAGUAUAUGUAGUCUGUGAAAUCCUUGCGUUAUUAGAUUUAUUUUCUUUACUUUUAGUUGUCAUUUAUUAUGAGCCAGAUGUGCAACUGGGUCCUGAAUGUCAGUUUCUUCAGCCUAGUUAUGUAGUGAUAAUGGAUAAGGUCUAUAGAUGGUCAUCUAUGCAAAGGAGUCUAUAUGAAUGGCUGUAUUAGGGACAGAAGUAAAAAAGAAAACAAAUAAAUGAGCUGUCUUGGGAUACUGUAUUCAACUUUUAUAAGCAUACUGUGUAUGAUAUUGACAUAAAUGUGCCUAGACCGCAAGCAUCCCUGACAUGUUUUUACAGUAUUUGUACUCAUCCAGCAUUUACAGUCACUCAUACAUUUAAUAAACUUUUAACAGCCUUUAUACAGCAUUUUAUUUAUUUACUUUGUUUCUUGGUAUUUUUUAUUAGCUUGUCUUUUCAUAUUAUUUUUUAAUUAACUUGGUGAGACAUUUUGUAUGUUUGAGGAUAACUUUUAAUUAAACAAGCACUACUAGUAUUGUAGCCAGUCUAAUUAAGCCCAGUUUGAUAAAGUAAAUCGGUUGCUUUCAGAAUUCUUUCACUAUUUUAUAUUUCUUUGUGAAAUGCAAACCAACUCAAACCAAGGGUGAUGAGCAGGGAGAAGGACAAUUAGAAGCACUGAGGACAAAUGCAACAGCCCGUAAUUCAGUUAUUGUAAUAAUAAUGUGACAGCAAUUAAAAUAAACAUGCAUGUCAAAUAACUUUCAUAGUUUUUUGCAGAAUAGCUGAAUGCAAGGUAUUUAGGAAAGUCAAAUGUUUUUCAUUUAUCACUUCUUUACUAAACAAAGAUAGUAAGAUAAGAUGAUGAUGAUAAUGAUGAUAGCAUAUUAAUGCGGUUCUUGGGAUUUGCAAUGAUAAAAAUCUUGCUAAUUACAUUUUUUUUAAUUCUAAUAAAUAAAACUAAGUUAUUAUCAUUUUUAGAUGGUACUACCAUCACUAACACUAUUUAGUUUUGAAUGUAUGAACACGUCAUUAUCUGUCACUUGGUAAAUGCAUGUUAUGGACAACAACAUUUUUCAAAUACUGAAGCAUUUGUACAUUUUAUUGUGUAACUUUUCUCUGUUUACAUGACUGAAUAAACUUGUUUUUUGAAAAA